This is a messenger RNA of Ictidomys tridecemlineatus (thirteen-lined ground squirrel), 3587 nucleotides long. RefSeq names its product spliceosome associated factor 1, recruiter of U4/U6.U5 tri-snRNP (gene Sart1). The record is from RefSeq and is a predicted model, not a curated record. Lineage: Eukaryota; Metazoa; Chordata; Mammalia; Rodentia; Sciuridae. Gene Ontology annotation, biological process: mRNA cis splicing, via spliceosome; maturation of 5S rRNA. Gene Ontology annotation, cellular component: U4/U6 x U5 tri-snRNP complex.
CGUCGUCGGGGCUCUGCGGCUACCCGGCUCCAGGCGUACGUACCACUAUGGGGUCUUCAAAGAAGCACCGCGGAGAGAAAGAGGCGGCCGGGAGCACGGCGGCGGCCGGCACUGGGGGGACCACCGAGCAGCCGCCGCGGCAUCGGGAGCACAAGAAACACAAGCACCGGAGUGGCGGUGGCGGCAGCAGCGGCGGUGAACGACGGAAGCGGAGCCGGGAACGUGGGGGCGAGCGCGGGAGCGGGCGGCGCGGGGCCGAAGCCGAAGCCCGCAGCAGCGCGCACGGGCGGGAGCGCAGCCAGGCCGAGCCCUCCGAGCGGCGCGUGAAGCGGGAGAAGCGCGAUGAUGGCUACGAGGCCGCUGCCAGCUCCAAAACUAGCUCAGGAGAUGCCUCAUCGCUUAGCAUUGAGGAGACCAAUAAACUCCGGGCGAAGUUGGGGCUGAAACCCUUGGAGGUCAAUGCCGUCAAGAAAGAGGCGGGCACCAAGGAGGAGCCCGUGGCGGCUGAUGUCAUCAACCCCAUGGCCAUACGACAGCGAGAAGAGCUCCGGGAGAAGCUAGCAGCUGCCAAGGAAAAGCGCCUACUGAAUCAAAAGUUGGGGAAGAUAAAGACACUGGGGGAAGAUGACCCCUGGCUGGAUGAUACUGCAGCCUGGAUCGAGAGGAGUCGACAGCUGCAGAAGGAGAAGGAUUUGGCAGAGAAGAGGGCGAAACUGCUGGAGGAGAUGGACCAAGAGUUUGGUGUCAGCACUCUGGUGGAGGAGGAGUUUGGGCAGAGGCGACAGGACCUGUACAGUGCUCGGGACCUGCAGGGCCUCACUGUGGAACAUGCCAUUGAUUCCUUCCGAGAAGGGGAGACUGUGAUCCUUACCCUCAAGGACAAAGGUGUGCUGCAGGAAGAGGAGGAUGUGCUGGUGAACGUGAACCUGGUCGAUAAGGAGCGGGCAGAGAAGAACGUAGAGCUGCGUAAGAAGAAGCCUGACUACCUGCCCUACGCCGAGGACGAGAGUGUGGAUGACCUGGCACAGCAAAAACCUCGCUCUAUCCUGGCCAAGUAUGACGAGGAGCUGGAAGGUGAGCGGCCACACUCCUUUCGUCUGGAGCAAGGCGGCACCGCCGAUGGUGUGCGGGAGCGGGAGCUGGAAGAGAUCAGGGCCAAGCUGCGGCUGCAGGCUCAGUCCCUGAGCUCUGUGGGGCCCCGCGUGGCCUCAGAGUACCUGACACCUGAGGAGAUGGUGACCUUUAAAAAGACCAAGCGGAGGGUGAAGAAAAUCCGCAAGAAGGAGAAGGAAGUGAUAGUGCGGGCGGACGACUUGCUGCCUCUUGGAGACCAGACUCAAGACGGGGACUUUGGUUCCAGACUACGGGGCCGGGGUCGGCGCCGAGUGCCUGAAGUGGAGGAGGCGGCAGCCCCAGAGGAUGAGGAGAAGGAGCCUGUGCCCCAGCCCCCGCCGUCAGAUGACACCCGUGUGGAGAACAUGGACAUCAGUGACGAUGAGGAUGGAGGAGCUCUGCCGUCAGGGUCUCCAGAGGUGCUGGAAGAGGACGAGGCGGAGCUGGAGCUGCAGAAGCAGCUGGAGAAGGGGCGUCGGCUGCGGCAGCUACAGCAGCUGCGGGACAGCGGGGAGAAGGUGGUGGAGAUUGUGAAGAAGUUGGAGUCUCGCCAGCGAGGCUGGGAGGAGGAGGAGGAUCCUGAGCGAAAGGGGGCCAUCGUGUUCAACGCCACCUCCGAGUUCUGCCGCACCCUAGGGGAAAUCCCCACCUAUGGUCUGGCUGGCAACCGGGAGGAGCAGGAGGAACUCAUGGACUUUGAACGGGACGAGGAGCGCUCUGCCAAUGGAGGCUCGGAAUCGGAUGGGGAGGAGAACAUCGGCUGGAGCACCGUCAACCUGGAUGAGGAGAAGCAGCAGCAGGACUUCUCUGCCUCCUCCACCACCAUCCUGGAUGAGGAACCCAUCGUGAACAGAGGGCUGGCUGCUGCCCUGCUGCUCUGCCAGAACAAAGGGCUGCUGGAGACCACAGUGCAGAAGGUAGCCCGGGUGAAGGCCCCCAACAAGUCCCUUCCCUCAGCUGUGUAUUGCAUCGAGGACAAGAUGGCCAUCGAUGACAAGUACAGCCGGCGGGAGGAGUACCGAGGCUUCACCCAGGACUUCAAGGAGAAGGACGGCUACAAGCCUGAUGUUAAGAUCGAGUAUGUGGAUGAGACGGGCCGGAAACUCACACCCAAGGAGGCUUUCCGGCAGCUGUCCCACCGCUUCCAUGGGAAAGGCUCAGGCAAGAUGAAGACAGAACGACGGAUGAAGAAGCUGGAUGAGGAGGCGCUCCUGAAGAAGAUGAGCUCCAGUGACACGCCCCUGGGCACCGUGGCUUUGCUCCAGGAGAAGCAGAAGGCCCAGAAGACCCCAUACAUUGUGCUCAGUGGCAGCGGCAAGAGCAUGAACGCGAACACCAUCACCAAGUGAAGCUGGCCUCCCCCAAAGCCCCUCCCCAACUUUAAUGUUAAAUAAAGUUCCCUCCUUAUUUUUUCCUCCCUGGUCGUGGUGCAGAGUCCAGGGUUAUGCCCAGGAGGAGGGGUAGGUGGUACUCUCAGGCAGCCUGGGCCUCUUGUUCCCCAUCAGCUGUGUAACUCAGGCAAGUGGCUGAACCUCUCUGAGCCUCAGUUCUGCCUUUUGUAAGUCAAAAUAGCUCUGCUUCAUAGGAUUUCAUGUGCAGAUUCAGUGAGUUCAUUCAUUCACUCAUUCCCUUGGAAUUUGGGCAUGAACAAGAUAGGACAGAUCCCUGAACACGUGAGACUCAGAGUCUUCUCUCUCUGCGAGUUGACACCCAGUCAUCAGAUGGCACAACUAACUGAACAGAGAUAACAGAGAACAACUAGUCUGGAUCCUUGAAGAUGAUCCUUUACCUGCUUUGGCCCCAGCCAGCUAGGGAAACCAGUGUGUACCCUGUCCUCUCCACCUGUUGGUGGCACAGGUCCUGCUGUGGAGAUGCCCUCAUGCCUUCUUGGUGGACACUUCCUGAUAUGACAUGGAAGGUGUUUUAGAGUCUUGGUUCCCCUGGCAUCUCCAGGGCUGCUUGAGCCAUUGCCCUGUAAUCUCCCCAGUUAGACAGUUUGCAGGGUGGCCCAGGCCUGCCCAGCCCAGUGGGAUAGGGAUUGAGUUCUGUACAUGGUGGAGGGGCCACCACCUGUGUCCGCCCUCCUUGGCUGCCUCAGUCUGUGAAGGUGAGGGCCAUCCCAGCUGCACCUUGUCCAGGGCCAGGUCAGCUGAGCCAAGGCACUUGAAGACUUGUACGGCACAGCUGCACCAGGAGAGGUAGGGCUUCUGCUGGGAAUGAGCUCUUGGGGCAGCAUGAGCCAUCAACAAGAUACUUGAGAGCCCAGCAUAUGUGGACAGUGACCUAGCUGCUACCUCAGGCAUCAAAGAAAGUGGGUGACCUGCUCCCUAUCCCCCAGAUACAUUCCAGAUGGGUCACAGAUUUUAAAAUAAAAGAAUGAAACCAAAAAAUAAAUUGAAGGAAAUGGUGAACUUGGAGUGGGAGAAUGUAAGGGACAAAACCCAGUUGCCUUAAAAUAAACUAUUAGUGUUGGA